Messenger RNA from Zingiber officinale, 2097 nucleotides. RefSeq names its product transmembrane protein 53-like. The transcript is spliced from 5 exons. The record is from RefSeq and is a predicted model, not a curated record. The coding region runs from base 667 to 1926 and encodes 419 amino acids. Lineage: Eukaryota; Viridiplantae; Streptophyta; Magnoliopsida; Zingiberales; Zingiberaceae.
GUUGGUUUUGUAGGGUGGAGAUCGAGGAGGUGGUGAAGGUAUUGGGCAAAGGAGAAGGAUUCGAGAUUCCUUCAGCGAACCCACAUUCGCGGAGACGCAACGACCUCUCUUUCUCGUCGCUUUGCGCCUCUCAUCUCGCCUUCUUCCGCAAAUCGAGCCACCACUUCCUGUUCAUACGCCUCUUGUCGCUUCUGUUCCAUCGACUCAAAGCAAGGUCGAAUCGAGCUGAGGAAUCCAGAAAGGAGAAGAACGAGAAGCCAACUUGAUUUUUGAGUUGUCGUCGACAAAAUUUAGGGCUUGGCUGUCAAAGAAUUUUGACAGCCAGCCCUUUCUCGUUUCGUCUCUUCUUCUUUCCUCUAAAGCCCCUAGUUCUCAGUAAGAAUCACAUUUGCUUUCUUUUUCUUGGAUUAAAAACCCUAUUAUUUUUUUACAUGGCAACAACGCCCUGUUCAAUCUUUUCAACCUCCAUGAAUCAAAUGUCCAAACAUUAAUUAUUCUCUUUGUAUUUUUCUCCAGUUUGACUUCGCUUCCUGUCCAUGUUCAUCGUGUUUAAUUCAAUUCCAACAGGUAGCUGAGUCGUUGGCUGCGUCCUCAUCCUUCAAAGACCUUCUUUUUUUGAUACUUUCAACGCCCAGAAGUUGAGCAAUCCUUCAUUGAUCAGUUCCAAUGGCUUCCUUCUCCGGUCUUCUUUGCCGGCCCCUCUCCGCCGUAGCCGUAGUCGCCGUCACAGCUGUCUCGUCCGCCCUCACUGAGCAUGUAUCCUCCCCGUUCCAAUCCAAUCAGCUUUACUCUGUUGCUUCUGCUGCUGCCGCUCCUUUCCCAAGCUCAUUCUUGGCUUCGAACAAGUACAAGCCCUCGUCUAAUGUGUCUGAAUCAACCUUUGCAUCUUCCCCUUUCCCCAUUCCCUUCCCUGCUGCCCUCUUUGCUCCUUAUCAGUAUGCCAAGCUGAGUAGCCUUCAGAAGCACGUUGAAUCCCCGCCAGCCAUUGCAUCUUCGCAAUCUGAUGUGUUGUAUCGGUGGCAUUUGCCUCACCCCAAUGCUUAUGGGAUCAGCUGCAUGGACCAGUGCUCCAUUGCCAAGUCUCAGACCGUUGUGGUAUUGCUCGGGUGGCUAGGAGCGAGGCAGAAGCAUCUAAGGAGAUAUGCAGAUUGGUACACCUCCAGAGGGUUCCAUGUUGUGACUUUUACAUUCCCCAUGGCUGAUGUUAUCAACUACAAGGUCGGUGGGAAGGUUGAAAGGGAUGUUGAAGCAUUGGCCGAGCAUUUGGUGGAUUGGGUCUCAGAAGAGAAGGGAAAGAAGUUGGUUUUCCACACUUUUAGUAACACAGGAUGGUUGACAUAUGGAGUCUUACUUGAGAAGUUUAGGGAGCAGGAUUCUUCUGUAAUUGGGAAUAUCAAAGGUUGCAUUGUGGACUCUGCUCCUGUUGCAGCACCUGAUGCUCAGGUUUGGGCAUCAGGUUUUUCUGCUGCUCUUCUCAAAAAGCAAAGUAUAGCAACAAGGAGGAGCAAUACAAGACCAACUGUGUCAGGGUUAAACAUCAUAGAGUCUGGUAGUAAUCUUACUACCAGUCCCGAACCGACUGUCAUCGAGAGUGCCUUAUUACUCGUCUUGGAGAAGUUCUUCAAAGUCGUGUUGAACUCAUCUACCAUCAACAGGAGACUGUGUGAUGUCUUGGAUAUACUAACUUCAGAGCAACCAAAGUGCCCCCAAUUGUACAUAUACAGCUCGGCCGACCAAGUUAUUCCUGCAAAGUCGGUCGAGUCCUUCGUAGAAAGACAAAGGAGAGCUGGCCUAGAGGUCAGGGCAUGCGAUUUCUUGACAUCGCCUCAUGUCGAUCACUUCAGAAACAAUCCAGCCCUUUACAAUUCUCAACUUGCUAACUUUCUGGAUGACUGUGUUCUCACCUGUUGCAAAGGGUCCUCCUAAGAAAUUCUUUUUGGAUGAUUUUCUUCCUACAUUGAUGUCCUUCAAGCAAGGGAUAUAUACUGAAAAGGACAUUUUAUUAUUUUCUCUAUUUUUUGUCAAAUUUCUUAUACAUAUUUUCAGUCAUUUGUUUUAGAUGCAGUGUAUAGUUUUAUAUCUGAUGUUACGUAGAGU